Canis lupus familiaris (dog) is the source of this 2779-nucleotide messenger RNA. RefSeq names its product WD repeat domain 5 (gene WDR5). Gene Ontology annotation, molecular function: histone binding. The record is from RefSeq and is a predicted model, not a curated record. The transcript has 15 exons. Bases 256 to 1260 code for a protein of 334 amino acids. Lineage: Eukaryota; Metazoa; Chordata; Mammalia; Carnivora; Canidae. Gene Ontology annotation, cellular component: Set1C/COMPASS complex.
CUCCCGCCCAGGCGGCGGCGACGCGACGCCCCGAGCGCCCGCCCCGCCGCCGCGGCCGGCAGGUCCCUUACCCGGCGCUUCGGCACUGGCAGCUGCUGUGCCACACGCUGCCUCCGAGGUCGGCCCGGCCCCCUCCCAGAAGGCAGAUAGUCCUCCACUGUAGGUUUCGAUUAGCAGACAGCUCUUUGCACUGUGAGUCUUCGCUUGGAGCUGUGAACUCUACCCGCGUCUGCCUGCCUGGUGGGCUUCAGAGCCAUGGCAACGGAGGAGAAGAAGCCAGAGACGGAGGCCGCCAGAGCACAGCCCACCCCUUCCUCCUCGGCUACGCAGAGCAAGCCUACCCCUGUUAAACCAAACUACGCUCUAAAAUUCACCCUGGCUGGCCACACAAAAGCCGUGUCCUCCGUGAAAUUCAGCCCGAAUGGAGAGUGGCUGGCAAGUUCAUCUGCUGAUAAGCUCAUUAAAAUUUGGGGAGCAUAUGACGGAAAGUUUGAGAAAACCAUAUCUGGUCACAAGCUGGGGAUAUCAGAUGUGGCCUGGUCAUCAGAUUCCAACCUCCUCGUUUCUGCUUCAGAUGAUAAAACCCUAAAGAUCUGGGAUGUGAGCUCGGGAAAGUGUCUGAAAACCCUGAAGGGGCACAGUAACUACGUCUUCUGCUGUAACUUCAAUCCCCAAUCCAACCUCAUUGUCUCGGGCUCUUUUGACGAAAGCGUGAGGAUAUGGGACGUGAAAACAGGGAAGUGCCUCAAGACUUUGCCUGCACACUCGGACCCGGUCUCAGCUGUACAUUUUAAUCGGGAUGGAUCCUUGAUAGUGUCAAGUAGCUAUGAUGGUCUCUGCCGGAUCUGGGACACUGCCUCGGGCCAGUGCUUGAAGACGCUGAUUGAUGACGACAACCCUCCUGUAUCUUUUGUGAAGUUCUCUCCAAAUGGCAAGUACAUCCUGGCCGCAACCUUGGACAACACACUGAAGCUCUGGGACUACAGCAAAGGGAAGUGCCUGAAGACAUACACCGGCCACAAGAACGAGAAAUACUGCAUUUUUGCCAAUUUCUCAGUCACUGGCGGGAAGUGGAUUGUGUCUGGUUCAGAGGACAACUUGGUAUACAUCUGGAACCUGCAGACCAAGGAGAUUGUACAGAAAUUACAGGGCCACACAGACGUCGUGAUCUCGACAGCCUGCCACCCGACAGAGAACAUCAUCGCCUCGGCCGCACUGGAGAACGACAAGACCAUCAAGCUCUGGAAGAGUGACUGCUAGGCGCUGUGGUCACCGCAGGGGGGACGGUCAAGACGGUGGCCGGGCGGCGGGAGCACAGUGUCUGGAAGGGCACCCCUCAGUCUGGGCCUGGGGGUCGGGAGAGGCCUGGAUUAAGCCGCCCCUGAGGACGAUGUGGCGGAGGGAGUGUCUACCACCAGAAAGUUCUAGAAGUUGCUGGUGAUGUUCUGGCUAUCCCUCUCACACUGUCUGGGGAAGUUUCUAGUCUGUAUUGUGUUCACACGGAGUCCACACAAAUUUUUAAUUUUUUAUUACAGAAGGGUGAAGUUCAAUUUAUCAUGAGUUGUGUUUUUUUCCCGUAAGUGUUCUGUGCCUCCUUUGGUAUCUUAGUGCCCAGUGCCAGCACCGUGAGCCGCCGCCGGGGCCGUCCCGCCUGCCCCCUCGUCUGUUCAGUAGAUGCUCUAGUGACGCCAUCUGUGGCCACUGGUUCCUGCUGUAGUUGUGCCCAGUGUGUUUCAAAGUCUUUUCUGGAAAACAGCACUGUAAGGUUAUUCUCGUGUACAAACCCUUUGUGUGUGGGAGUCAGUGGUCCUGGUGCCCACAGCCUGGCCUCAUGCUAGUAGCUCCCUGUGUCCCCCCUGCGUCCCUGACACGCACAGUCACGGGCUGUAACACGGGGCAGGGGCCUUGCCGCCACCCUGGCGGUGCUCAGCCCUCGAACAGAAAGUGUCCGAGGUGGCAGGAAGUUGAGGGUUCCCGUGGGAAGGACUUGCCUGCCCCGUCCCCCCAAUAGGUCAGGAGGUGGGAACUAAGGGAGCUGGGAGCAUUGGGAUGAGCGGGGCGGGACAGAAAGGAGCGGGCCACCCUGCCGGGGCCCAUCGAGUGCUGCAGGGGCCGCCGGGGCCGGGCUGCGUGAAGCUCAGGCUGGGCCGCAGUCCCCCUGCCCACCUGGGACCCGCAGGCUUGCCGGGAAGGCGGUGGUGCAGGGGGUGGGGGGCGUGCCAGCAGCCGGCAGGCCUGCUGUGUGAAUGGGAACCUCCGUGCCAUGGGGAGAGCGGGGUUGUGCUGGGAUGCCCAGGCCUGGGGACCCCACGCCGUGUCCACACCCCCUCCACCGGCACCUGGGGCUGAGGCGCGCGUGCCCUGCCUGCCUUGGGACUGUGGAUGGGGCUGCGUCCGCCCUGCCUUUCCCGAGGCCCCGAGUCCUUGGGGGGGUGGGGGGCUGCCUUCAGCAGGCUUCUGGGCCCCUCCAGUGGCCACAGGCAUCUGGAAACCAGCUUCUGUUUCCCCGGCCCGUCCUCUGGAGGUGGACAGCAGGGAGGCUGUCUGUGCCAUGAGGAUUCCCGGUGGUGACAGGCUGUCCGCGCUCAGGGGCUCGGGGUUGGGGAGCCCACUUUGCCGCGUAUUUUGGUAGGAAGCGCGAAGCUGUUAACAGGCCUCCCCUGGGAGCAGAUGGCUGUGGACGCGGGGCGCUGUGCCCUUGGAUAUAGUUUAUUUUUUCUACGUUUGAAUUCUCUGUUGUAGAUUUGUGUAAAAAUACAUUCUCUCUUUUAAAAAUAAA